CAAACAAAAAAGAAAAAAAAAACAAAACAAAACAAAAAAAGGAGUUGGAAACAUUAGUCUUCAAACGGAGAAGAAACUUACUCUCCACACCAAAAUAUACCAUCAUCGGGUAAACCCAAGGUAUCGCCUCCUCCGGCAAAGCCUACUCUUUCUUCUUCAAAUUCAUACAAAAACCCUAAUUUCCAUCUCUACCGCCGCCCCAAUUGCCUCAUCCGGCAAACCCACUUACCUGGUUCUCUCCCCUUCCUCCGACGCUGCAAAGCAGAUGGUAUUUGUACAGCUCCUGUAUAAUAAAGGUACUCUUAGUUUGAGUACAUAGCUGGAUAGAUGGCGGAAAGAAGGAGGAAUUCAAAAGCUUCGGAGGGACAUCCUAUCAAAGCUUCAGGGAUGAUCCGACAUGGUACAUUUUCGGGCUCAGGCUCUGCUGCUAGCAAGGGUUCCUUAGAAACUAUACAUCACGUGGAACUGCUAGAAACUAAAAUUGCAGCUCAGGCAGCUGAGAUAAAACGACUUGCAGGGGAUAAUCAAAGAUUGGCUUCUACUCAUAUUGUUAUGAGGGAAGAGCUUCUAACUGCUCAGCAUGAAAUACAGAGACUCAAAAUGCACAUGAGAAAUCUCCAGACUGAAAGCGAUGUUCAACUCCGAGUUUUGAUUGAUAGGAUUAAAAGAAUGGAAGCUGAUAUUAGAGCUGGAGAAGGUUUGAGGAAUGACCUGAAACAGGCUUGUAAGGAUGCACAAAGCUUGGUCACUGCACGGCGAGAGCUAACUCUUCGAAUUCAAGAGGCCACUAAGGAAUUGGAGAAAGUCCAUGGUGAGAUUAAGAGUCUACCAGAUUUGCAUGCUGAACUUGACAGUUUGCGAAAAGAACACCAGAGAUUGCGUGACAAAUUUGAGUACGAAAAGAAGCUAAAUAUUGAUGAAGUUGAAGAACUGCGAGCAAUGGAGAAUAAACUUAUUUCGAUGGCUAGAGAAGUGGAAAAGUUGCGUAUUCAAGUCUCUAAUGCAGAGAAGAAAGCCAAGGCACAAAAUCCAUCUAGUACAACACCAAAUCCAUCUAGUACGGCACCAAAUUCAUAUGCUGGUGGAUACAUGAAUCACGAGUUUCCAUUCCCGCCCCCUAUGGAAGGCACUGUUCCCUAUUAUGAUACUCAUGCUCGGUCUAACAUUCAGAUGGGUAUUUGGCCACCAGCAGAAGGAAUGACUCCGCAAGAGAGUAGCAGAGUCAUGGCUGCUGCUGGUGCAGCUUUCCCUGAUGCCAGGGUUGCAACUACUCCUUCAACCGGAAUUGAUGCUGCCUCUAACUCUGGGGUUGCCGCUGUCCCUACGGGCGAAGGCUUUGUCACGCCUAUUAGUGCAGAUGCUGCUAUUCCUACCAGCAGAGAUGGUGCUAUCACACCUACUAGUGCAGAUACUGAUGUCCCUUCUGCCAAUAUGGAUAUUUCCGGCUCCACCAGUCCCUGAUCCUAUACACCGCGAAGGGUUAGUUCAGAAAAAGCUGCUGCUGGUAAAUCUCUCCCACAGCUAUGCUGAUUUUACAAUGUGGGACAAGGUCAUGUGCUUUUAUAACGAGGAACUGUAAUCGAGAGGGGUAGUUCAAACGUUGAGGCAUGUGGUUUGCUCUCACAGAGUCAGAUGUUCGAGUCAUAUUGUCUUAGUCCCCUAAUAUUGUAGGGUUAGAUUUGGAGUAUAGUAUCGAAAAAGAAAAUAAUGGAGAUUCGUAGAACCGAUCUCUGUAGGCAGCAAUCAUGGCCUAUAAGAUUGCAAGUGUUGGGUCUCUGUUUUGUGAAGAAAUAGGCUUCAUUGUUAGUUGAUAUGUGUAGGGGAAGGAAAGCUCAAUGGCAAAUGUAUUGAAAAAUCUGUUGAAAAUAUCUUUAGAAAUAGAAAAAUUGAAUCUUUUUUUUUUA
Molecule: messenger RNA, 1904 nt
Organism: Cannabis sativa
Lineage: Eukaryota; Viridiplantae; Streptophyta; Magnoliopsida; Rosales; Cannabaceae
Product: protein FLX-like 4
Exons: 4
Coding region: 328-1461 (377 amino acids)
Source: RefSeq, a predicted model, not a curated record